AAAAAAAAAAUCGUUUUUUUUUUUUGCAUUAUUUCACUACACACGUAAGAUUUUUAUUUUCCUCAGCUCAAAUACCACAGUUUCUCAAUUCCAAAUUCAGAAAACCGCCAUAUCAUACCUCUUGGAUUUGUUUUUCCUCUCUCUUCUCUAUUUGUUUUCCUUCUUAUGUGAAGGUUUUGCAUCGCUUUCCAAACAAAGCCCACAAAUUUUGACCCUCAAUUCCAAUGCGAAUGAGGUUGAAAUGAACAGUUUUUCACUUCUGGGUUUUACCUUCUUUCUCUCUUCUUGUUUAGUGUAAACCAGCAGGAGGAGUUUUCAUGGCAGCAAAGCGCGUGUACCAAGUUUGGAAAGGAAGUAAUAAAUUCAUAUUUGGAGGGAGGUUGGUAUUUGGGCCUGAUGCAAGGUCCCUGCUUAUUACUUUGUCGCUGAUUAUUGUUCCAGUUAUCAUCUUUUGUGUAUUUGUAGCAAGGCACCUUCGGCAUGAAUUUUCUUCAUAUUAUUCAGGAUAUGCUAUUUUAGUAGUGGCGAUUCUCUUUACUAUCAUUGUCCUGGUGCUCCUCUGUCUUACUUCUGCACGUGAUCCGGGCAUCAUUCCGAGGAAUUCGCAUCCACCAGAAGAAGAGUUUCGUUAUGAGUCUUCUGGGGGAGCUGGACAACAAACCCCGACCCUUCAGUUUCCUCGAACAAAAGAAGUAAUGGUCAAUGGCCUUCCUGUAAGGGUGAAAUAUUGUGAAACUUGUAUGCUGUAUCGUCCUCCUCGUUGCUCGCAUUGCUCCAUCUGCAACAACUGUGUUGAGCGUUUUGAUCAUCAUUGCCCUUGGGUAGGGCAAUGCAUCGGCCUGAGGAACUACCGUUACUUCUUUCUGUUUGUUUCUUCUGCAACUAUUCUGUGCAUCUAUGUGUUUUCCCUCUCAGCAUUUUACAUCAAGGUUCUGAUGGAUAAUAAUGAUAACGGCACAGUGUGGAAGGCGAUUAAAGAAUCCCCUGCGUCUGUGAUAUUAAUGGCUUAUUGUUUCAUCUCUCUGUGGUUUGUGGGUGGACUAACCGGUUUUCAUUUGUACCUUAUAGGCACAAACCAGACUACCUAUGAAAACUUCCGGUACAGAGCUGAUGGCAGGAUCAAUGUUUUUAAUCAGGGUUGUUUAAAUAAUUUUCUGGAAGUGUUUUGCAAAGAAAUAAAUCCCUCGAGGAACAAUUUCAGGGGUUUUGUUCAAGAGGAGGUACAAAGGCCAUUGGCUCCAGUCUUUGCCCGGGGCCGUGAACCAGAUGACUUAGGUGGAGAUCGCCGUCCUAAGGUUGAAGCUGAUCUAGAUAUCGGUGAAGAUCUAUUGAAGAUAUCACAACGUAAGAACAUUGAAGAACUCGACGAGGAGAUUCGCAGCAGAGGGAGCAAUGGUGCACCACAUAAUACAACUGAACCUGAUUCAAUUUUGUCAUCAGAUCAUCGAGCUACCACAAUACAAUCCAACGCUAGGCACUCGAGUUGGGAUAGGAGUGGAAACUGGGAAAUUGCACAGGAUGUCUUUGCCAAUUCAAAUGUCACCGAAAGCAGGAGUUAUGUCACAUCAAAGGAAAUGCGCCAAUGACGGGUAUGGUUUGUCCUUAUGAUAUUUUAAUGGCGUCAAACAUAAUCGAUUUGGGAUUACUUGGAUACUAAUGAUGGAAAAGAAAAGGCUCCUUGAUCAGAUUUUGAAUAGGAGUUGAACUAUUGGUAUAAAAUCUUAGCUUACCUUUUGUGGUAAUAGCGUAUAAAUGUGUGUUUGUAGUUGUUUAAGAGACCAAGUAAUGACUUGGUUCUGUUUUCCCCAUUUUUUAACUGUCCAAUAUGUGGAUCUUAUCUUUACUUGCCUUUAUUCUUUGUGUAAAUAACUAGUUAUGAUACUGAAAUACCUUCCCUACAUAUAUUGGGUUUUAGGCACAGUAAAAAGUGGAUUAUCCUUGCUAUUAGUGUGAUAACAGUUUUGUUGAUUUUUUA
Molecule: messenger RNA, 1975 nt
Organism: Cicer arietinum (chickpea)
Lineage: Eukaryota; Viridiplantae; Streptophyta; Magnoliopsida; Fabales; Fabaceae
Product: protein S-acyltransferase 8-like
Biological process (GO): protein targeting to membrane; peptidyl-L-cysteine S-palmitoylation
Cellular component (GO): Golgi apparatus; endoplasmic reticulum
Molecular function (GO): protein-cysteine S-palmitoyltransferase activity
Source: RefSeq, a predicted model, not a curated record